AUGGGAGUUUUGAAAAUAGAAAAGUCUUGUGAAAGUAUUAAGUAUUUAAAGGAAAAUUGUGGGUAUUUAAGUGAUGAAUUCCAAGAAGUGGAAUCUCAUUCGAAAAAAUUAAUUAAUUAAUAAUGUUAAAUAAUAGAAUUUAUAACACCAAAAGAUAUAAAUGAUAUUAGUUGGUGUGUUGAUAAUAAUAUAGAUUGCAUAUGUAUAUCUAAUGUUCAAUCUUCUAAAAAUUUAAAAGCUGUAAAAAAUAUAAUUGGGAAAAAUAAAAAUAGUAUAUCAUUAAUAGCUAGAAUAUAAUCUAAAGAAGCUGUUGAAAAUAUAGAAGAAAUAAUAAAAGAAUCUGAUGGCAUAUAAAUAGCUAGAGGAUAUUUAACUAUACAUAUGCCUGUAGAAAAGUUAUUUGUAUAAUAAAGAGAAAUGAUAAAAAAAUGUCAUGAAUAUAUGAAGCCAGUAUUAAUUUCUUGUAAUAUAUUAAAUUCUAUGGUUUCCUCAUUAUUACCCUCAAUGUCUGAAAUAGGGGAAAUAUCUAAUUUGGUAAAUGAAUAUGUAGAUGGUAUCAUUUUAUCUUCGGAAACUUCAUGUAGUACUAAUCCUGUCGAGGCCAUAAAAACAUUAGAAAAAGUUUGCAUUGAAGCAGAAAAUAUAAGAAUUUUGGAUAGUAUUUAUAAACUUAAUAGCAGCUAAUAACUUAGAUCAGCUAAAACAACUAUCUAAAGUUGUAUUAUUGAGUGUGCAAUUUAAACUGCUUUUAAUAUUAAUGCUAAGUUUAUAUUUGCGUUUACUACAAGGGGAUAUACGGCUUUGAAAAUAUCAAAAAUGAGACCUUAUUGUCCGAUUUUAGCAAUUACUUCAGAUAAAAGAGUGGCUAGAAUUUUAACUUGUGUAUGUGGGAUUUAAAGCUUGUUGAUUGAGAGUUUAAUAGGAACAGAAUUUAUAAUGAAAUAGAUUAUUAAUAUUUAAAAAAAUGAAGGAAAGUUAUUUCCAGGAGAUUUUGUGGUAAUUACUUAUGGAGAUAUUGAAGAUAAAGCAAAUUAAACAAACAAUAUAAAGGUUAUUAUAGUAGAAUGA
Molecule: messenger RNA, 1068 nt
Organism: Ichthyophthirius multifiliis
Lineage: Eukaryota; Ciliophora; Oligohymenophorea; Hymenostomatida
Product: pyruvate kinase, putative
Exons: 3
Biological process (GO): glycolytic process
Cellular component (GO): cytoplasm
Molecular function (GO): magnesium ion binding; potassium ion binding; pyruvate kinase activity
Source: RefSeq, a predicted model, not a curated record